AUGGUGCGCGGUUUCCUGUUCGCGCUUUCUAUUCUCCUGGCCGUACGGCCUGCUGUCGGCGCCGUGAACAUUGCCAACAUCACUCCCCCUUUAGUUGGUCUCUCCUCAACCUGCAUCCAAGUGCUCAAUCAGCCUCUGAACUGCGACCCACUGCUCCUCGAGAUCGAUCCCCAAGUCUAUGAGAAUGACACAACCCUGAGCACGGUAUGCACAUCCGCCUGCACUGCUGCUCUAGACCAGUAUCGGCGACGAGUGACGGGAGCCUGCGGAGCUAGCAGGUACUCGGCGAGUGAUGGCUGGAGCUAUCAUGUCCUCUACGCCUUUCAGCUCAUUUUCGAAAAGUAUGAGGCGGUGUGUCUUCAGGACGGAGGCGGUCGACGAUGCAAUGCGGUCAUCCGUGAUGCGCUCCAUAUCGAUCCAGACACGCAAAAAUCAACUGCGAACCCGGACCCAACCGCACUUUGUGAUGACUGCUUCCUCUCGAGCGUGAGGCUCCGCCUUCAGCAGCCACUCGCGUCUGAUGAAGCGGUAUCAACUUUUUUCGACUCGUUGACUUCGACUUGCGGCGUGACGACGAUCUCGAUCACGACGCCUGCCACAACAACUUGGGCUAUCCCUGGAACCGAAGUUCCCGGACCGACUCCAACAUGCCAAGGGACAACGUACACUAUCCAGCCGGGAGACACCUGUCAGAGCAUAUCUCUCGGCGAAGGGAUUAGUACCGCCCAGCUUCUGAUCGCCAAUAGCCUCCCCGCAUAUUGUAGUGGAUUUCCGACCGAGGGAUCGAUCUGCAUCCCGGAUGCGCUUGUCUGCCAGCCCUAUCAAUUGACGACGGGCGCUCAGUGCAGAGACGUGGCAUCGGCGAAUGAGAUUUCUUGGACGCAGGUCGUGAGCUGGAACCGCGAAGUCGGCACCUACUGCGAGAAUAUCAACAAGCUCUCAAGCAGGGGGUUCGUCCUCUGCGUAUCGAACCCUGGUGGGUCCUGGGAGCACCCCGAGCCUGAGGAAGAGCCGACCAUGCCUUCGCCAAAGACCACGGCGGAACCGAUACCCAACACGCUGCCGUUCUCAACUGUUGCCAGCCUUCCGACGCCCGCACGCCUAGAGACUCUCCCUAACCUUGGGUAUCUCGACCCUUUAGCCAACGGCACACUCGAUGACUGCGAACAGUACGCGAGUGGACCGGUAUACAACUAUGAAGUUGACUCGUUUAAUCCUGAGGUCAUCUACUCCUGCGAGGGCGUCGCCGCAGCCUAUGAUAUCUCUCUGAGCGACUUCCUUGAGUGGAACCCGGAUCUCUUGGAAACGCCAGGCGUAAUAGAUGAGUGUGAGUUACAAGACGGGUUCCGCUAUUGUGUGCAGCGAGUACGGCCAAAGUCGUCGGGUAUGACGGGGUACUGCGUCCGCGAAACAUAUGUUGAGCCCGGCUGGUCGUGUGCGGAGCUUCUGUUUUGGACGGACAUUUCCAUUGCGCGAUUUGCGGCCUGGAAUCCCGCCGUUGGGCCGAAUUGUGGAAACUUUAAGACUGGACUCACUUACUGUACGGAUGUUAGGCAUUUUAGGCCUCCAGGUCAAAUAUCAACUUGUAUCCGAUGGGCGAUGGCCAACACCACAGAUCCGGCCGACGACCCUUGCGGGCAAUUCGAAGACAAUUACGGAAUACCUCUCGCCCGCUUCGUUGCCUGGAAUCCGACCGUUCUAUCGAACUGCUCUGGGAUCGAGCUGCAUUACGACUAUUGCGUUGCGACACCGACCUGGCCCCCUCCUUCUUGA
Scedosporium apiospermum is the source of this 1773-nucleotide messenger RNA. RefSeq lists its product as uncharacterized. The record is from RefSeq and is a predicted model, not a curated record. The transcript is spliced from 9 exons. Bases 1 to 1773 code for a protein of 590 amino acids. NCBI's taxonomy places the organism in Eukaryota, Fungi, Ascomycota, Sordariomycetes, Microascales, Microascaceae.